Lycium barbarum (goji berry) is the source of this 1908-nucleotide messenger RNA. Its product is annotated as F-box protein CPR1-like. NCBI's taxonomy places the organism in Eukaryota, Viridiplantae, Streptophyta, Magnoliopsida, Solanales, Solanaceae. Gene Ontology annotation, molecular function: protein binding. The coding region runs from base 488 to 1795 and encodes 435 amino acids. The transcript has 4 exons. The record is from RefSeq and is a predicted model, not a curated record.
UUAUUUUGAUCCGGAGUGAGUACUAUUUUUCCUUUUCUAGCUGAUUCAAUUAAAAUAUAUGUGAAAAUUUUCACUUUUAACAUUUUUCUAAAUUGAGCGAUUUUUUUAGUAGUGAGAGUACCGGCACUCCUUUUCCCUUCUUCUCCGGCAAGUUCCCUGAUUUAUACUCCGUCGUCAACGACAAUGCAUCACGCGCCUCCAUGAGCGCGUGACUCAUAGGUGGUGAUAAUGGAGACACAACACUAUCUAUUAAUUCAGUUCCUGAUUUUUGUAUUGAUACUUGAAGAUUUGUAGCUUGAGAUGUUCGUAAUGUUGACGUGGCAACACCUCCAGUUUCCGAUGAUAAUGCUCCGAUAUGUCGUUCCCAGGCCCAUUUGAAUGGCCAAAGGGAACGAUCCAAGACUCUCUGGUGAAAGCAAGGAUUUGCAGGAGGCUUCUUUUCAACUCAACACUAGCCAUUUUAAGUUAUUGAGGGUGGCUGGCUCCAAUGAAGACUGUGUAUAUCAGUGGAACAUUACCAAAUCCAGAGAUAACAAAAAAGUUCAAUCUUUCCAGAUGCCGACAGAUGAUGAAGAAGAAGAAGAAGAAGAAAUCACUUCAUACUUGCAAAGGGAAGAGCGUUGUGGAGAUGGAUAUUAUUGCUUCUUCAAAUGGAAUUCCAAUUCAUUUUCAACGGGACAUAAUGAUGGAGAUCCUCAGCCGGUUGCCCGUGCCUUCUCUUUUCCGAUUCAAAUGUGUUUCAAAAUCUUGGGAUAAUAUAACCUCCGACCCUUACUUUAAGAUGAAGCAUCAAAGUCGUCAUGCGUUACAUAAUUCCCUUAAAUUUCUUUUUGUCCAUCACGACUUCAAUAAGACACUUAGUUUAAACUUUUAUUCUUCUUCUUCUUUAUCAUCCUUUGAGGAUGUACAAAAAGUUGAUAUCCCUUCAAACAUUGCACCAUUUCGUUGCAUAAUGUUUGCUUCUUGUGAUGGGUUGGUUCUUAUUGGAUUUGCAAAUAAAUUUCUUGAUCAGCUUAUGCUGUGGAACCCCUCCACAAGAGAAUCAAUACAACUUCCCCUUCCAGAAUUUAGAAUUUUGGAUUCUAUUUUUGGAUUGGCAUACGAUGAAGCUUGUGAUGACUAUAAGAUACUUAAAGUUCACCGGUUCAAAGAGCGACACCCUGAGAAACCAGCCAGUGAAAUUCUCGCGCUAAAAAGUGGUUCUUGGAAAAAAGUCUGUACCCGUUCAAGAAUCAUUUGCCCUUGGACAGAUAGCCUUGGUCGUAUGGAUCCUUUGGUAUUUGUUCAUGGAGCAUUUCAUUGGGUUGUUAGAUGGCCAUGUCCUUUUGUGGUUUCAUUAAGUAUUUCGACUGAGGUAUAUGGAAAGAUACCGUUGCUACGGAUAAUGUGCGAGUGCGAUUUUAUUUCCCACUCUUCCAGGGAAUAUGUAACUUCCCACUCUUCCAGGGAAUAUGGCGUUACAGUAUUGGAAGGAAUGUUUUGCUUUUCUUCCACUUGUAAAUUUCAUGAGGAGGGUACUUUUAAGUUAUGGGCAAUGAAAAAAUAUGGUGUCAAGGAAUCUUGGACUGAAUUAUUUAACAUAAAUGUUCCUGGUCUUUAUGUAGCCAAACCUAGAUAUAGGUUUGCAGAUGGUGAUGUACUACUUCGCUGCCGCAUAAAUGGAUGUGAGACAUUAAGGACAUCCAAAGGACCAUUUAGAUUAUGGUCCAAGUCACUCUCAACACCAGGUGACAGGGUUGAAGUAAUUAGUUUCAAGGAGAGCUUGAUCUCUCUAAAAUUACUUACUACUAUAUAAUAUUUGGCUAUGUAUGAUUGAGACCUUUUUUCCCCCCUUCUGUUGAUCAUGUAACAAACUAUUGGUCUUAUAAAGUUUAUUUAUCUAUUGCUUGCCAAUGUUUGGUUCCAAAA